AUGGCAGCUUCUCAGGGGCUGCUGACAUUCCAGGAUGUGACCAUGGAUUUCACUCAAGAGGAGUGGGAAUGCCUGGACCUUGGUCAGCGGGAAUUGUACAGGGACGUGAUGUUAGAGAACUACGGGAAUCUGUCCUGCUUGGGUCUUGUGGUCUCUAAGCCAGACCUGGUCACGUUUCUGGAGCAAAUGAAGGAUCCCUGGGAUGUAAGGAGAAUGGAGACAGCCAUAUACCCAAGUAUGUGUCUAUGA
This is a messenger RNA of Rangifer tarandus platyrhynchus (Svalbard reindeer), 249 nucleotides long. The record is from the annotation of a GenBank genome assembly. Lineage: Eukaryota; Metazoa; Chordata; Mammalia; Artiodactyla; Cervidae.